AGUGAUAUGGGGCAACAAGGGGACAUUGCAGACACAGGUCACUGCACCAUGUACAUUACGUGACACAUGGAUAUAUACGAGCCCAUCAAGGAGUUACAGCUCAGCCGCAGUGUCCUGCUCAGGAGCGGAUCCCGGCGCGGAGGGCGGGAGCGGAGCAUGUCGGGAUUUGUAGUUGCCUGUCUGCCUGCUGCAGCCGAACAGCUCAGGGAAGCGGAGUACUAGCAACCCCAGAGGGAAGCUACUGGGACGCUGGCUCGGGGCUCUGGGUUCCUAUUUACUCAGUAUAACUACUAGAAAAGCAAGAUCUACCGGUUACACCUAGCGUCUAUAUUUAUAUUACCUAUCUAUAGGAUGGCCACAUACGCUGUAGUGUGUGACACUUGGGUACAGACUCAAUUGUCAAACUGGGAUUAACAAAGAGGUUUGUGAUGUUCCUUCCACCUCUAAAAACUUCAACACCGAGCUCCACUGUGUGGACUAUGUUGUUCCAGAUUUCUUAAAUGUAUAGCGUGUGCUAUAACCGCGCACAGAUGAACCUACCUAGUGUCUUUUGGAGAGAAAUAAAGGUCUGACAUUCUCUGCGCUGAAGAUGCCAGCCCGGAACGAGUCAUGUGCCACAGGCCCAUCUCUCACCUAUCUGACCUGCCUCAUGCAGAUGUUUCUGGAUUGGCUCGAAAUGGACAAUAUGGAAGAUUACCUGAACUACCUAGACUACCUCCUGUGGGUCUUCACACCACUAAUAAUAGUAUUCAUACUGCCCUUCUUCAUUGUCAUUUUCCUCUACCUGUCCAUCCUCUUCCUCCAUGUGUACAAGCGCAAAAAUGAGCUGAAAGAAGCAUAUUCAAACAGUAUAUGGGAUGGCGCUCGGAAAACGUUGGCAACACUUUGGGAUGGGCAUGCUACAAUAUGGCAUGGUUAUGAAAUUCAUGGCUUGGAUAAAAUCCCAGAAGAUGGACCUGCACUAAUUGUGUACUAUCAUGGAGCGCUACCUGUAGACUAUUAUUAUUUUGUAGCAAGAGUCAUUCUCCUGAAAGGCAGAACAUGUCACACGGUGGCGGACCACUUUCUUUUUAAAGUACCAGGCUUUAAACCGUUGCUUGAAGUAUUUAGUGUAAUCCAUGGACCAAAGGAAGAGUGUGUGAAAGCUUUGAAGAAUGGCCACUUAUUGGCAAUCUCCCCGGGAGGAGUACGGGAAGCUCUCUUUAGCGAUGAAACUUAUGUUAUAAUGUGGGGAAAUCGGACAGGUUUUGCACAGGUGGCCAUUGAUGCAAAAGUGCCCAUCAUCCCAAUGUUCACCCAAAACAUCCGGGAAGGAUUCCGAUCGAUUGGAUGCUUACGGAUUUUUCGCUGGAUGUAUGAAAAAUUUAAGUUUCCGCUAGUUCCUGUAUACGGGGGUUUUCCAGUAAAAUUUCGGACGUAUCUUGGUGAUCCUAUCCAGUAUGAUACAAAUGUAACAGCCAGCGAACUAGCUGAGAAGACAAAAUAUGCCCUUCAGUCACUGAUAGACAAGCAUCAAAGAAUCCCUGGGAACAUUUUUCGAGCCCUUCUGGAAAGAUUUCACACGACACAUAAAGAAGAUUAAAGUGCAUUAAUAUAUUGGACUGCAUUCUGGAUUUUUCAACAACUGUAAAUUAUAUAGUACCGUUAAACCAUUUUUAUGUAAAAAUGAGGCAAGAGAAGUUUCUACUCAAUGUAACAAACACCUGCAAAUGCUCUGCUUGUCCAGUUAUAUUAUUGAUGUACUCCGUGCUGGCUUCUAGUAAAUGACAGAAAGAUUUAUGUUAUUGUAGAACCAGCGAGCUGUAUAUAAUAAUAUCUGGGUUUAGACCGCAUGAUCAGUUCUGUACAAUGGGACUUUGAACUACCUCUUUUUAGUGAACAGCGAAUGGGCUCUGCGCCCAUCCAGAGCAGGGACUACACUAGUCCAGGGCACAAUGUGGGGGCUUACUAGAACAUAUGAACAGUAUUCCUGCAGCCAUUAUCACCUUAAGAUGCUACAUACAGUAUUUGUAUUAAUAAUUCACAAGCCAUGUUAAUGCCUGUUCAAACGCCUGGAAAUAUUUGUACAAACAGUGAGCUUUUAAUGUCAUUGCUUCUUAUCGAUGAGUUCUGAUGACUUCAUUGAUCAUUCUAAGGAAUAACUCUCCUAUUCUUGUAAAUACAGGUUGAGUAUCCCUUAUCCAAAAUGCUUGGGACCAGAGGUAUUUUGGAUAUCGGAUUUUUCCGUAUUUUGGAAUAAUUGCAUACCAUAAUGAGAUAUCAUGGUGAUGGGACCUAAGUCUAAGCACAGAAUACAUUUAUGUUACAUAUACACCUUAUACACACAGCCUGAAGGUAAUUUUAGCCAAUAUUUUUUAUAACUUUGUGCAUUAAACAAAGUGUGUGUACAUUCACACAAUUCAUUUAUGUUUCAUAUACACCUUAUACACACAGCUUGAAGGUCAUUUAAUACAAUAUUUGUAAUAACUUUGUGUAUUAAACAACGUUUGUGUACAUUGAGUCAUCAAAAAACAAAGGGAUCACUAUCUCACUCUCACUCAAAAAAGUCCGUAUUUCGUAAUAUUCCGUAUUUCGGAAUAUUUGGAUAUGGGAUACUCAACCUGUAAUGAUAUUUAUCAGCAGUAACUUUGGAGAUAUUUGCACAUAAUCUGCAUCUCUGUCGUUAUAUGGUCACAGUAUUACAGAGUGCUAACUUCUUGUCUGCUCACCCCUUUCUCACAGGACUAGAAUACCAGGGGGUAGAUGUACUAGAGCAGGCCUGGCCAAACCGGUCCUCGAGAUCCACCAACAGUUCAUGUUUUCCAGGCCUCCUGGAAAUCUGUAGAAUUGUCAGUUAGGAAUGAAUGCAGCACAUCUUAAUUAGUAAUGACUACACCUGUGCACCAGAUAGGUGGUCUGGAAAAUGUGAACUGUUGGUAGAUCUCGAGGACCGGUUUGGCCAGCCCUGUACUAGAGCUUCCAAACAUGAAUAGUGCUGGUGUUGCCCAUAGCAACCGAUAAGAUUCUCUCUACCAUUUUCUAGGAGCAGUAGAGAAAUGAUAGCUUGAAUCUGAUGGGUUGCUAUAGGCCAAACAACCAUUUUUCAUUUUUAGAAGCUUUAGUAAAUCUGCCCCCAGGAGUGGUGAUAUUGAGGAUGCAGACUGGUCUUUUUCAAUUAUUUGUGACCGAUUCAGAGAUGCUCUUGAAAUGUGGAAUAGGCCAUAUUGAUCAGCAGAUCAUAACCUUAGAUUAAAAAAAGAAAUUCAGACCAGAAAGAUCCUUCUCCAAGAGUUCAUCGGUGGGAUGUAAUGUCGCCCGAGUCCGGCGGCCGCCUGGGAUGCCGGACGACCUCUGACUUUAUUUAAAGGGAUAAUCACUUACAAGACAUAGUUUUGCCUUGUAAGUUAUUGCCCCUUUAAAAAAAUGUCCGCGUUUGGCCUGCCAGCAUCCCACACGGCCGCCGGACUCAGGCGGCAUUACAUCCCGCCGCAGAUGUCUGUGGCGGUAAAGUUGCAGAAAUGGUUAGGAACAUAGGUAGUCAUUCCGAGUUGAUCGCAGCCAGCAACUUUUUGCUGCUGUUGCGAUCAACUAGCACACGCCUAUGGGGGAGUGUAUUUUAGCUUAGUAGGGCUGCGAUCGCAUGUGCAGCCCUGCUAAGCUAAAAAAAAUUACAAGUAAAACAAGACUAGGCCUAUACCUACUUACCCUAUGUGAUGGAUCCAGCGAUGAUGGGCUCGGCUUUGACGUCACUCCUUCGCCCUCCGUUCUCCUGGACACGCCUGCGUUUUACUCGCCACUACCCGAAAACCUGUCGCCGGGCAACGUCGCGCACGUGCCCUGCAUCCGCCUUGCAUGCGCAUUCCGCACCCGUUCGCACCACAGCGAUAAACCGCUGCAUGAGAACGGAUCGGAAUGACCCCCAUAGUGCUCCCACGGAUGAGCAGCUUUGUGAGGAAGUUGAACAGAAAUGGUGAGGACUCCAAAAGCACUUUGGGGGCCACGAUAAUUGCUGGACCUGUUAAUAAAUAGGAUUCUGUUGUGUCGUGUCCUGUCCUUUCUCCUGGAAGUUGACUCCUUAAUCACCUGCUGCAAUUAGUACCCAAAAGGAAAUCUCAAAGGUAAAUUCACAACAGGUUCCAAUCUUUGAUAGUGCAAAUAAUGGGAAGACAAGGAAGGUGUAGAUGGCUAAUUGGUGGGAAGCAGGAUUGCUGCUAUAAUGAUCAUAAGGUAAGGAUCAGACAUGUAUGAAGGACCAUACAGACUCUCGGAUAUGCUAGGGAUGGUAUCUGUGGUUACCAGACUCUCCUAUGUUUCGCUGGUGUCUGUAAUUGUUGAACAUUAUAUUAUACUGUAUAUGUUUAUCAUGACAUAUCAUAACUACUGUAUUUGAAGGCAGAGUGAUUCAUUUUUUUUUCCAGUUUGGCCGUAACAUUAAUGCAAAUGGACAUUCAGAUAUGUUGUGCUGCAGUUUUGCGUUAUGGUUUGGUUUUAUUGCGUUAAAGCAUAAUUAAUAUACAUAUGUUUAGUAAUGAAUACAGACAGCCUGGGUUUAGCUGCGUAAAACAGCUAAAACCAACCAAAGUGCUGGGCACAAUGUGGAAAGUUCCGUUUGUGCGGCCAAAUGGGUCACUUUUCACUCCUUUCAGAUCACCAGCAUGGGGGACUGCGAGCUGAAAUGUCGGCACCGUCAGCUGUUCAUGGCCAAACAGAGCAACAAUUGAAUUGCUCCAUUGGGCACCAUCUGGUGGCUGCCGGGACGUAAAAAAUUAAAUUCUGCUCUUUAAGCAAAGAUCCUCGGAUACAUGUUGACAAUACUAUACUAAAGCACAAUCACUCACUGCCUCUAAUAGAAUACCUCCAGUCUUAAAAUGAAUUGCUUUAAUUUGAAAAGCAGUUUAUAUUAAAAUGAAGUACAGCAUUUCAAAUGUGCUCUGUAUAGAUAUACAUACAAUAUUCUGAGUUUAUGUGUAUGUUGCUAUGAUCCAGUAGCUUGUACAGUAUAUCUCCCCUGUACACUGUAAGUUCUUUUAAGCAGGCCCUUCUUUACCCUUUAUCUCAUGUCUGCGCCUCCUUUUGUCAACCUCGUCUGUACUAUGUUCUAUGUGCAGUUGUAUCUAUGUGAUCUAUCAGUGGCCACUACUGCAGAAUUUAAUGUCACAUUACAAAUAAAUGAUAAUGACAAUCUUGUAUUAAUAGAGGUCUAACUUCUGCAAAUCUUAUUUCUCCAUAUACAUUUUCUCUGAUUACUUGCUUUAUUUACCAAAUUGAUUUGUUUCCCAUGUCUUUCUCUGAUUUUUAUUGCUGUAAAUAAUGACUUUUAGAAAUUAAAAAUAUAUAUUUCUUCUUA
This is a messenger RNA of Pseudophryne corroboree (corroboree frog), 5326 nucleotides long. It is a transcript of the gene TMEM68, whose product is annotated as transmembrane protein 68. Gene Ontology annotation, molecular function: acyltransferase activity. Lineage: Eukaryota; Metazoa; Chordata; Amphibia; Anura; Myobatrachidae. The record is from RefSeq and is a predicted model, not a curated record. The transcript is spliced from 9 exons. Bases 590 to 1582 code for a protein of 330 amino acids.